Messenger RNA from Durusdinium trenchii, 1116 nucleotides. Lineage: Eukaryota; Dinophyceae; Suessiales; Symbiodiniaceae. The record is from the annotation of a GenBank genome assembly.
AUGGCCGCUGUCGCACGGACGCUGACGCUCGUGGUCGUGGUCGUCGCUUCAGCGGUGGCUGAGACAUGUGUUGAAGGUGAGGAAGUCGAGGACACGGUUCUCUUGGCUCAUGCGGCUCACGCAGCUCAUGCCACCACAUAUUGUCGAGAGGUCCAAGCACUUCUGGAUUCAGAAUAUGGCGAAAAGAUCGGCAAGACUGGUGAGCUUUUUGGUCUUGGCCAAUCUUGGGAGAAGAUGGAAGCAAUCUACACAUGGAAAGACUUCCUGGAGGCAGUUUGUACUUACAACAAAUGGGCAGAGGGUGCAAAUGAGCCAGCUUUUCUGGGAGAUAGUGACGUCAAGAUUAAAGCCAUGACUGUGGUUGGUAUGAUGGCCAACGUGAAGGUGGAAACGCUGCAUUGGACCGCUUGCAAGGAACGGCUUUCGUUGCCUGAUGGGAGCUGCCCAUGCCACACAGAUCCGGAAUUCGUUGGCGGCUGCUCUUCUGGGACAACAGAUCACUAUAAUUCAGUAAAUGCUGCGAAAGAUGCGGGCUUUACGGUCACCACCUGCAAUGGAGUGAGCGCUCCAGCCGAUGGCUGCACCGAUUUCUGGGGCAACGCCUUGGAUCCCAAGGACUGCUGGUAUGGGCGAGGUGUCACGCAGCUCACGUGGCCGGCCAAUUACGGAAUGCUGCAAGACAUCAUCCAAAAGGUGACUGGCCAGGAUCUAUGCAACAAUCCGGACUUCGUGUGCAACACUGCAGAGAAUGGCUUUGUAACAGCCAUCGGGUAUUGGAUGAAGAACUGCCAAGAAUGGGACGCCUCUCACACCUUCGACGCAGCUUUGGCAGCAAUUCGGCCGGCCAACACACAAGCCAAUCCAGAGCGCAGAGCGUCGUUCUAUGAGUGGUUGAAAGCAUUGGGCAUUUCGCCGGUGACAACUACACCAAAGCCGCCCAUGCCCGAUGAGGGCGAGACACAGGUCAAGGCAGGCGAGGGGUGCUGGCAAAUUGCGGAUCGUUGUUGCGAUGGGCAGGGCGCUGACUAUGCGACAGUCAUUUGUGAUCCACCAGCGUGCAGUCCUGGCCCUUCCGCGGGCACGACCAUCAAGUACAAUUGCAAAGGAUGCAAUUGA